Molecule: messenger RNA, 4365 nt
Organism: Paramecium pentaurelia
Lineage: Eukaryota; Ciliophora; Oligohymenophorea; Peniculida; Parameciidae
Source: the annotation of a GenBank genome assembly
AUGAAUAAUAUUGUAAAAAAAUGGAUUGAAGCAGUUGCUUAUGACUAUGAUAAUACAUAAAAUAUGGAAAAUGAAUUUUUCGCUUUUAUUUUUUAAGAUGAUAAAAGUUUUUAAAAUUGGGUAAAUAAAAAACCUCAAUUAUAAUCUACUUGUGGAGUAUUCAUUUCUGAUAAAGAAUUAAGUUUUUAAUGUUUUACUUGUGGAAAGGAACCUACACAUAUGUUUUGCAAAAAUUGUUUUGUACCUUAAUUACAUAAAGGUAAAAUAUAUAUUAAUUUAAAAGAUCAUUAGUGUAUUAUUGAUGUAAAAAAUAAGGGAUUAUGCGAUUGUGGUAUCAAAUCUAUAAUUUCAAAUAAGGGGUUUUGUUUAAAACAUAAUGAUAAAAUUAUUAUAAGGAAGAAAUAAGAAAUUAAUACAAUUCCUAUUUAGUUAUAAAAUAAUAUCACACUUCUUUUUCAAUAACUCAUUGAUUCUUAUAGGAGUUUAAUGAAAAAAAUAAAAAAGAAGAAUGUUUCAAAUUUAUAAAUAUCAGUUUUAGCUCUUUAUCAUUAUGCUAAACAUUUUAAGGAUCAAAAUUCGAUUUAAAUAUUGGAGAGUUAUUAGGAAAAUGAAUCAAUAUAUGUACUCUUUAGAAGUGCAUCUAAUCUAAAUACUCUAAUAUUUAAGACAAUUGAAAAAUUAAUUGAUUAAAGAUUUCAAUAUUAACUUUUAAUCUAACAAAUCCUCACAAAUACGAAUUUAAUUAAUUCUAAAUAUACAAUUAUAGAAAAACUAUUAAAAUAUUAUAUAUAUAUUGAAGUUUAUUAAAGUUUAAAUGAUUAUAGGAUAGAUAAAGUCCUUUAUUAACUAUUUAUUGAUGAAGAGUUCAAAGUUCGUAUUUUCUCUAUAAUUUUGAAAAAUUUUUCUAAAUUUUGGUUAAUCAAACAAUUUAAAACAACCAAUUGGGAUUAAGAUAUAGAUAAAGAACUCUAAUAUGUAGAUUAAUCUAUAAAAAAGAAUUAGUAAAAACAUCUUAGUUAAUAAUAAACUAGUAUAUAUUAAGAAUAAGGCAUAUCUCUGAAUUCAGAUUACUUUAGAAUUAAAAAAUAUAUUCAACCAUUAAUAAAUGAUUUAUAAAAUAAUCCAUUAUAAAUCCACUUUGUUUACUCUAGCAAAAUACUUACAACUGAAUCUUAAUUUGUAUCUUUUGAAAUGCAAGAAUAAUUCUUUUCUUAAAACUAAAAUAUUUAGGAUUUAGUAGUUACUAUUUAAAAAUUAAAUUAUACUUCUGGUGCAUUAUGUUCUAAUACUUAAUUAAAACUUCCAUAAUUAUUUAAAUAGAGAUUUGAAUAUAAGAAAUUUGGAGAAAUAGCAUUAGGUUAAUUAUAAAAUAUAUUAAGUAAAAAUUUUCAUUAAUUUAAAUAAAUAGAUAUUAAAAUUGAUUUAAUAAAAGAAUUUAACUUUAAUAAGUUUGCAAUAACAAAUUUAAUUAAUAGUUUAGGUUAAGGAAUUGAAAUGAAGAAUUAAUCUAAUAUAUUGAAUAAUUAAAUUAUUAUCGCUGAUACUAUUCACUAUAUUUAAGAUUAAGCAACAUAUUAUACUGCAAUUUGUACUGGUUUAAAUACUUUAUUCAGUAACAAAUUUAGUAAUGAAAUAUUUGAAAAGAACAUUAUUAAAUUACUUUUUUAUUAAACUUACUUCAUCUUAAAGAAAACUAUAAGAAUUAAUUAUUAAAGUAAUAGAUCUUCUUAAUUUUAAUCAAAUGAUUUAUUAAAAAUUAAAAAUGGUAUGAUAAUAUAGAAAUUGUUUAUUUCUUAUUUAUCAUAUUUGUAUUGUGUUACCUAGUUUGAAAAUGGAAAAUAAUUCCUACUUUACUUAAUUGAUAUUUUAGAUGAAGAUUAAUAAGAAUUUGAAAAUCUACUCAAUUAAUUAUUAGAAGAAAUUAUGCAAGUUCAUUUGAUUAUUAAUGACAAUGAAAAUUAAAAGAUUAAAUCUGGUUAUUAAGGUACUGAAAAUCAUCUAGAAUAUUCAUAAUUUCAUAGAAUUGACACAUGUUUUCUUAAAUUAUAUAUAUUUUUAUUCGAUGUUAAUGGAUUCUCAAGAUUUUAAAAUAUGAUGGAAGAAUUUUAUUAAAGUUAUAAUUGUACUCUUGGAGAAAAAUAAUUAGGAACAAUAAUUUAACAAUAAACAUAGGAUAAAUAUCAUAAAUUUUAAUAAAUGUUUAUUAACUUAAUUGUAUUAGAUUAUGAUCUUUACAAUGUAUGUUGUCCAUUAUUAACUUAAUUAACAAAUGAUUUAAAAUUGUCUUUAGUUAGAAUAGUUGGUAAUUAUUUUAAUAUUUCAACUUAAAUGGAAUAUCAAGAUAUUUAGUAGAAACUUAAAAAUUUUGGUGUUUUAAUUACUUCAAAUUUUUCUAAACAUAUAUUAUAAAUAUGUGAAGUUGAUUAGACAACAAAAAAAUUAAAACUAAAAGUAGAAUAUAAAAUAUUCUAUGAGCCUAGUUUAUUAUAAAAUUAAUCAUAAUUAUAUGCUUAAAUACAAGAAAGAUUGUUUGAGAAAAAAAAAUCAGACAGUGAAAUAUUACUAGGAAAUGGGAUCACAUGGGAUAUUGAAUAAUUUUCAAACAAAAAUUAUAGAGUCUUAAUGCAUUAAUUAUUAAAGAUGUAUUGCCAUUUUGAGUUAUUUUUGAAAAAUCUGGUUUAUUUAAUGGAAAAUAGAAAUUUAAUAUAAUAGUUAUGCUAUCUUAUUUAUGCUUAAAUUGCUUAUUUGAAUUAAUUUGAUUAAUAAUUAUUUAAAUAAUAUUUUGAAAUAGUAAUAAUUUAAUUAGAAGAAAUAUAAUAAUAAAAUAUUUUGGGUGAAUAGUAGAAUCAAUAAAAAAUCAAAGUUCUUAUAUAAUCAAUUAAUGAAUUAAAUCAAAAAUAAAUAAUGAACAAUGAGUAAAAAACUAUAAAAUAGAAAUUGUAAAUUCAAAAAGAAUAAUAUAAGGCUAAAUUUAAUAAAAUAUAGUCAUCAAAUUUAAUAUAAGAGAUGCUUGAUAUAAAAGAACAAAAUGAAAUUUUAAUAAAAGAAGAAGAUCAAUGUUUUACAUGUAAACUAGAUUUUACAAAUUCAAAUAGUGUGGGAAUGAUGAAUAUUUAUUUGAAAUCUUCAAAAUAAUUAUUUGAUUAACCAGAUGAUAUGCUUAAAGAAGAAAUAAAAUUUGAUUUAGAUUUGGGAAUAUAAACUUGUAAACACUACUUUCAUGAUUAAUGCUUAUCUUAAACCUUUAACAGCUAUUAAAUGAUAGAUGAUAUUUAUGGGUAUGGGUUUAAUUAACGUUCAUUUGAUUGCCCAAUAUGUAAAUUUUCUACAAAUUGUAGAUUUCCGAUUUAACAAAUAGACAAUCAAAAAGUUAAAAGUUUAAAUAUUUAUUUAAGUAUAAUUUACUAUAAAUUAAAAAAUAAUCCUUUUUUAAAUUAGGAAAUUACUAUAGUUAAAAUUUACAUAAAUCUAUUUUAUGAUUUACUGAUCUCAUUAUUUAUUAAUCCUUAAAAUUAUAAAAAGACUCAAAAAAAUAUAUUAUUUAACCAAUUACUAUAGUGCUUUUAUUAAACGAUUUUAGAUAUGGAUUAAAAUAAUAAAGAAGAAUUACCAUAAAUAAAGAAUAUGAAAAAUAAAAAUAAUUUCUUAAUGAAUAUGUUGAGCUCUAUUUGUGAAAUUUACAUGAAAUAAUGUAGUUUGAAUUAAUUAAGAUUAUCUAUAACUUAAUUAAUUGGUUAAUAUGGAUAAUUAAGUCAGGAUGAAAUCUCACUUUUAAUUAGUUCUUUUGGCAUAGAAGAAAAAAUGAUGAUAUUAAUAAUUAAUAAAACGGAAAAAUAAUGUAUACAUGACAAAUUAUUAGAAUAUUAUUAAACUUUUUAGACUAAAACCAUAUAAUUUGUUUAAAAUAAUUUGGGAUAAACAUUUCUAUAAUUUCAUAGUAAAUAUUUUUCUAACAAAUGCAGGAUUUGCAAAUUUUAUAAUCUAAAAAAAAGUAAAAACUCAGGUAUUUCUGUCUGUUUACUAUGCUAAGAUUUAUUUUGCAAUGAGUCUUGCUCCUAAUAUUAUUAAUAAAACUUACAUUAUCAUGUAAAAAUGAAGCAUCAUGAAAAUUCUAUAUUUGUGAGCCUUUAAGAUGGUUCAGUAACAUUAAUUAAUUCAUAUACUUCAAUUAAAAAAUUUAAAUAUUUGUAUUAUAAUAAUUUAGGUGAAAAAAUAAAUAUAGAGGAUCCUAAUUCAGACUGGAAUGAAUAUAUACUUGAUAUCACUAAAGCUAAAGAAUUAGCUGACAUCAUAGUAAAUAAUACAUAUAGUAAAUUAAUUAAGAGUUAAAACAAGAAAAGUAUUUUUGAUUUGAAUAUUUUUUGA